AUGAAGAAAUCAUCAAGCAAAGGUUCAUCAUCAAACGAAAGCGCUAGUCAUGCACAUCGGAAAUCUCCGAAAAGUGAUAAUAGUACUUCAUCAAUAGGAAAUAAAUUGGCAGCAGAAAGCCAAUCACAAAAGUACAAUUUUAAAGCACCAUUCAUUGAGGAAUUUUUGGAGCAAUUACAAGAUGAAAAGAAGAGCAAAACAACCACUCCGAAGUCAAGCACCAAGGAUUUUCUUACAAUGUUGUUGAAACAACAAGAAAAAAGAAUGAAAAAACAGGAAGAAGACGAAAGAGUAUCUGAAAGGAAAAAUUCUCUCUCAAAUAUGGAGUAUCUUGUAAAAAAGCAACAAUAUUUGCAGAAAUUAAGAAAGAAAGUGUUGCCAAAUGCCAAUUUCACUCCAUUUGUAUUUAACACUUUACAAUUUUUCGAAGAUAAUAUUUCCUAUUUUACAGAGCAUUCUAUUGAGUUUCAACGAUUAAUCGCACAACUCAGAACAAGGGAAGAAAGACAAAUAUUUCUUCACUCUGUAUUCAUGUAUUACUACGCAGAUAUUUUGCUAGAGAUGAGAAAUUUGCAAAACGCACAACAACACGAAUCCAAAUAUCAUACAUAUUAUGGAAUGGCAUCAAACGAUGAUUUGUACAGGCGAUAUUUUGAGUCAACAAAAAUUACACAAUCUAAUCCAAUAGCACAACUGACGACAAAGAAAUUGCUCUCCAGUCUCUGUCUGUCAACUCAAAGCUUAUUGGAAAUUGUUUGGCAAAGUUUGAACAAGGAUUUAAGGACAGCGAGGAACUUUAUGAUUUAG
Molecule: messenger RNA, 807 nt
Organism: Naegleria lovaniensis
Lineage: Eukaryota; Heterolobosea; Eutetramitea; Acrasida; Naegleriidae
Exons: 1
Coding region: 1-807 (268 amino acids)
Source: RefSeq, a predicted model, not a curated record